GGCCUUCUCUCUCUCUCUCUCCAAUUGUGGCUUUCUCUCUCUACACCUGGGGUUUCUCUCUAUAUUCUCUUUUCUUAUUUGGUGACCUUUCUAACCAGUGACCUCUCUCUGUUUACCUCUCUCUCUCUCUCCAUUUGUGGCCUUAUCUCUAUAUCUGGGGUGUUCUCUUUCUCUCUCUAAAGUUUGGGGCAAUUCUCUCUCUACAUUUGGGGCAUUCUCAACCACUUCCGCACAUUGUUCUUCCGACGUUUAAGGUUACUUUUAGAAACUGCAAAGUACAUGGUCCUCAUUUGAUGGUUGUAUCAAGUUUCUUAGACAUGAUCGAAGUUUGUAAGGGGAGUGAGAAACUCAAUUCUGAAUGAUCAGAGUAAUUUAAAAAAGUGUCACAAGCUUAUAGGAAUCAUGGGGUUUGUUAAUUCUGGCUUCUCUUCAACAAGCACACAAUUCGAACAAGCCCGAGUUAGUGGAGGAGGUAGAAGUCAAAAUCUCAAAUUUAGCUAUGGAUAUGCAAGUUCGCCAGGGAAAAGGUCUUCCAUGGAAGAUUUUUAUGAGACCAGAGUGUGUGGUGUUGAUGGACAAAUUGUUGGUCUUUUUGGCGUAUUUGAUGGUCAUGGUGGUGCACAGGCUGCGGAGUAUGUGAAACAAAACCUUUUUAGCAAUUUGAUAACUCAUCCGAAGUUCUUUUCUGAUACCAAAUCAGCCAUAGCCGAUGCCUAUAAUCAUACAGACUCAGAAUUCCUAAAGAUAGAUGAUAACUAUCAGAGAGAUGCUGGAUCAACAGCAUCCACUGCUGUUCUUGUUGGUGAUCGUUUGGUAGUUGCGAAUGUCGGGGAUUCACGGGCUGUUAUUUGUAGGGAUGGAAAUGCUGUAGCUGUCUCACGUGAUCAUAAACCAGAUCAAAGUGACGAAAGGCAAAGAAUUGAGAAUGCUGGAGGGUUUGUGAUGUGGGCUGGCACUUGGCGAGUUGGGGGUGUUCUAGCUGUCUCUCGUGCAUUUGGUGAUAAACUCUUGAAGCAAUAUGUUGUGGCUGACCCUGAAAUCAAGGAGGAGGUGAUUGACAAUUCUCUCGAGUUUCUCAUUCUUGCUAGUGAUGGUCUGUGGGAUGUCGUUACCAACGAGGAGGCUGUUUCCAUGAUAAAGUCCAUAGAGGAUCCAGAAGAGGCAUCCAAAAGGCUAACUCAAGAAGCUUAUCGCAGAGGCAGUGGAGAUAAUAUCACUUGUAUUGUUGUGCGUUUCGAGGCUGGGCAAGGGGAGACUGGUCCAUGCUAUUGUAAAAGGGCAAAGUCGAUUUUCAAACAGUUGAACAAGACACCUCAUGUCAUUGAGCUUGACGAAAGAGAUGAUGGAAGUGAUAUUCAAGAUGCUUUGGGUCAGAUGUUCGGGAAGCAAACAGUACCUCAAGUGUUUAUCAAUGGAAAGCGCUUAGGUGGAUCAGAUGGUAAGAACAUUAAUUUCUCUCAUAGUCUCUUUGGCGAUGCAGUUGUGCUACCUGUUAAACAGGGUUUGUCCACCCUCAAAAAGGUGCUAAAUUUUUAUCUCAGAUUAAUUAGAACACCCCCAAAUGGCUCCCUGGCUCCUCAGGAUAUUUUACCAGAUGGGGUUCUAUCGCUGUUUCCUCUGCUACUUAAAACCAGAUACCCAGAUGUAGCUGUAAGGAGCGUAGAGAUUGUUGGAGCAGUUUCUCUUUGGUCUUUAGAAGCUAAUAUAAAGUUGGUUUCUGAUGAAGAAAUAGUUAAUGCAAUGGUAUCCAUGCUUGAGAGCAAUAAGAGAAGGGUGGUCAUGGCUGCGUGUAAUGCUGUUAUGGAUUUGGCCACAACCACAAUUGGAAGUGAAUCUCUGUGCAAAUCAUCUUCCAUUGAGAAGAUAUUGUCUUUAUUUUGUCAGGAGCUGCACUGUUCUAAAGAAUUCACUUAUUGUUUGAGUUGGUUGAGUGGAAAUCAUUGUUUUUCUGAGGGAGACUCAUUCCUAGUGCUAGUUCUUCAAUCACUGGAAACCCUAAUUAAGGCUUGUGACAAAGAUCGCUUGGUGAAAAUCCCAAAGGAGCUAGCUACUUCCUCAUUGGACUAUCUUAAACAGUUAUUGGGCAAAUUGCAGGAGGGAAAAUUGCAGGAUUUGCCAAAAAUAGAAACAGAUUGUCCAGAGCAAAAAUGCCAGCCGAAUUCUAAGAGAUGGUCUGAUCUGGCUGAAACCAUAUUUAGGCUCUCAAUGAUCCAUUGUUGCUUUACUACUUACUCAGUUGAUGCCAUUAAGGAAAGCAUAUUUGGAAAUACAGAAUGUUCCUUUGAUAUGUUUUUGACAAACCAUUGGGAGGAUUCACCUGUACUGUUAAAGAAGAAAUCUAAGGCUUCAGAUGAUUAUGAUAAUAUCAUUGGCUCGUUAAUUCAGUCCAUUAAUUCUGAAAGUAUUGAAACCAUCCUUGGUUCUAUCUUACGAGGCUUGGUUCCCUGCCCACCUAUUGCAUCAGAUGAAUUGGAGAUUCUAAAUUUCCUCAAAGAGGUCCACGGUAGUAUGGGUGGCCCAUUAAUAUAUGGACAGGACAUUCGACUUGUGAAAACUGUCAAGGAAUUGACUUCGUUACCAGAUGAAGAGAAUUUGGGGGAAGAGAUUCAUUUUACUGUUGAACUCAAAAGCUCGUGCAGCAUCAUUGAGAACACCAAAGAGGUUAUGGAGCAUGAAUGUAGAGAUGCUUAUUACAGUGGAUAUACAAUUGCUCUUCGUGGUGUGGAGUUCCGCUCUGAUAAAGUUGCUGCAAUUGCGGAUAACUUAGCUGUGAUUUUUGGGCAACCAUCUGUUGGUGCGAACAUUUAUCUGACACCGCCUAAUUCUCAGGGUCUUUUGCGCCAUUAUGAUGAUCACUGUGUAUUUAUAUGUCAACUGCGUGGGAGUAAGAGAUGGGCUAUUUUUCCUCGAACAACUCUUCUACCUCGCUUGUACGAACCUCUAAAUACCCUGCAUGUUUCAGAUAGUGAAGGUUGCAGCGGAAAAACCAAAGAAAUUUUGCUCAAAGAAGGGGACAUUCUUUAUAUUCCCAGAGGCUGUGCUCACGAGGCUCAGACAGUUAUGGGUGACCCUGAAAUUGUUGACUCUCCCGAGUUCUCUUUACACUUGACGCUCGGUAUUGAGGUUGAACCUCCAUUUGAGUGGGAAGGCUUUACUCAUGUUGCUCUCCACUAUUGGUGCCAAAAAAGGGAGAGAUUGGCUCCUCCCAAUGUCGGUUGCCAAAUUUUUUUGAAAAGCAUGUCUAUUAAUUUGUUACAUGUAUCAAUCAGGCUUGUCGGGAGCCAUGACACAAUAUUCAGAAAGGCGUGCUUGGUUUCUGCAAUCCCUUUGCCUUCAAACUUCGAUCCCAUUGUUAGAGAGAGAGAAAACACUCUCUCCCUGAAUCCAAAAGCAUGUUUCUCUCACCUUAUUAGCAAAAUACAUGAAGAAUGCAGUUUCACGGAUGCAAUUGCCAGUGUAAAAUCUGCUAUUGAGUACCCAGCAAGAGAUUCUCUCCAUUGGAUGAGAUGGUUGGGACACAUUAGUGCUUUGACUAAUAGUAAAGACGGGACUAACUGCAAUAACCCUCUAUUGGUCUUCAAGGACCUGCUUCAAAUGAAUGUCUCAGAGGUUGCAGAAGUGGAAAAACUCUUUUUCGAAGCCAAAUCUGAUUUUUGCUCGAGCAUAAUAUUUGAGGAUGUUAUUGAGAAUUACAAUGUGCUAUUAGACAGGUAUAGAAAUGUAAGGAAACAAUACAUGAAAGGAAUGCUUUCGCUGCAACGUUUUUUAUAGCUGAAGUUGGACUUCCCAACAUACUUUCAAAUUCA
Messenger RNA from Amborella trichopoda, 3806 nucleotides. RefSeq names its product putative protein phosphatase 2C 59. Gene Ontology annotation, molecular function: protein serine/threonine phosphatase activity; cation binding. The record is from RefSeq and is a predicted model, not a curated record. Gene Ontology annotation, biological process: protein dephosphorylation. NCBI's taxonomy places the organism in Eukaryota, Viridiplantae, Streptophyta, Magnoliopsida, Amborellales, Amborellaceae.